Leptosomus discolor (cuckoo roller) is the source of this 648-nucleotide messenger RNA. The record is from RefSeq and is a predicted model, not a curated record. Lineage: Eukaryota; Metazoa; Chordata; Aves; Leptosomiformes; Leptosomidae.
CGGAACCACGGCGGCAGCCCCCACAGCCCGCUGAUGACCUACGAAGCGAUGAGCCUGGAUGUGCAGCACCUCCUGACCCGCCUGGGCAUUCCCAAGUGCAUCCUCGUGGGACACAGCAUGGGGGGCAAGACGGCCAUGACGCUGGCCUUGCGCCAGCCAGACCUGGUGGAGCGCCUUAUCUCCGUAGACAUUAGUCCCGUCUCCACUGCGCCUGUCUCUGAAUUCUCUGCCUACAUCGCUGCCAUGAAGUCGGUGAAGAUCCCGGACGGGCUGUCGCGCUCUGCGGCCCGCCAGCUGGCAGACGAUCAGCUGCGCCCGGUGGUCCAGCUCCCGCAGCUGAGACAGUUCCUCCUCACCAACCUGGUGGAGGUGGAGGGCCGCUACACCUGGCGGGUGAACCUGGAGGCUAUUUCCCACCACUUGGCAGAUAUCAUGAACUUCCCCGUCUUCCACAAGCCAUAUCCUGGCCCUGCACUCUUCUUGGGAGGAUCCAAGUCACCUUAUAUCAGCCCCAAAGACUACCCGGAGAUCCAACGCCUCUUCCCCAAGGCGGAUGUCCAGUUCAUCGAAGGUGCAGGCCACAUAGUCCAUCAGGAUAAAUUUGAAGAAUUCGUCACUGCUGUCCUCAAUUUCCUGCCACCACCAUAG